AUGGCGACCGUUACAACGAACAACGCGGAGUCUAUCCCGAAUAUUGAUUUAUGUAUGCUAUCAUUUCAAUUUAAUCAAUCAAAAUCAAGGUAUGAUCAAUCCACGUAUAUCGGACGCGUAAAGCAUUUUAUCGAUGUAACAGACAUAAGGACAUUAUUCGUUUCAAGAGCUGGCCUUGAAGAAUCUAAAAAACUAAUUAAUGAUUAUAAUUCAGGAAAAUUAAAAUAUGUAGACCCUGAACGCUUAUGGAAAGCAAAAAAAGUUGUCGAUUCAACAGUUCACCCUGAUACUGGUGAACCAGUAUUUUUACCAUUUCGAAUGUCAUGCUUUGUACCGACUAAUCUUGUUGUCGUCGCCGGUAUGUUGAUGCCAAAUCCUAGUAUGAAAAGUAUUAUAUUCUGGCAAUGGGCUAAUCAAAGUAUUAAUGUUGCUAUAAAUUAUAGUAAUGCUAAUAAAACUACUUUGAUGAGCUUUAAGGAAACUGCUACCGCUUACGUUUCAGCUGUAACUACAUCAUGUGGAUUAGCCGUUGGUUUAACACAAGCUGUACCACGUCUAAAAUUCUUGUCUCCUUCAAUUCGUGGAAUUUUAGCUAGAUUGGUACCUUUUGUAGCUGUUGCAAGUGCUGGAACUGUUAAUGUUUACUUAAUGCGGUUAAAGGAAAUCAGAGAUGGGAUUGAUGUUUAUGAUGCUAACGGGAAUAAUUUGGGUAAAUCACGAAAGGCCGGUGCAAGUGCUGUUGGACAGGUUGCAAUCUCUCGCAUAUUCACUAAUUGUCCUGUAUUAACAAUUCCACCGCUUAUACUCUCGCAACUUGAAAAGACGAAAUUAUUAAGAAAUAACCCUAAGCUUGCCAUUCCUAUUAAUUUUGGUCUUAUAACGUUGUCGUUAACAGUCUCUUUACCAUUAGCAAUCGCGGCUUUUCCGCAAAAAGCUGUUAUAGAUCCAUUAAAAUUAGAAGAGGAAUUUUGGAAUUUAAAAGAUAAAAACGGUGAAACUAUAAGACGAAUGUUUUUUAAUAAAG
Messenger RNA from Dentiscutata erythropus, 1024 nucleotides. Lineage: Eukaryota; Fungi; Glomeromycota; Glomeromycetes; Diversisporales; Gigasporaceae. The record is from the annotation of a GenBank genome assembly.